Tribolium castaneum (red flour beetle) is the source of this 1759-nucleotide messenger RNA. Its product is annotated as anillin. Bases 516 to 1670 code for a protein of 384 amino acids. Gene Ontology annotation, biological process: septin ring organization; mitotic cytokinesis; actomyosin contractile ring assembly. Gene Ontology annotation, cellular component: actomyosin contractile ring. Lineage: Eukaryota; Metazoa; Arthropoda; Insecta; Coleoptera; Tenebrionidae. The transcript has 4 exons. The record is from RefSeq and is a predicted model, not a curated record.
GUGAAGCCAAGUUUAGGAUUGAACAAAAAGCACGCCAUUAAAAUUACUUCGCCCGGAAACUUUGAAAGCGACAAAACGUCUCAUAAAAAUGGAAUUGAAGCUGCGAGAGAAAAAACUAGAUUGAUUCUUCCACAUCACUACCUUAUUCGUAGACAUUCGAUAUUUGUAGACCGCAAAAUUGAUUCUGCGAAACUAUCAAGUUGUUGAAUUUUAAAAUAUGGACUUUUUCAGAAUUUAAUAAAGCCAAUAUCCGGGAAAAACUAGCUAAAUAUUUGCUGAUUUAAUUUUGGAGAAGGGGAUAAUGGGAGAGUUAUCUGGUGAGAGAUAAAAACCAACCCUUUUGAAACAUGGGAUUUGUCUGUCUUGAAGAUUGGACGAAUAACAACCUUCGACCCUCACACCUGUAGAUAACCUUUCUGAGAAUUUGGCGGUCGGGUGCCAACAUUUAGGGUGUCAUUUGGCUUUCAAGCUCAGUUUAUAUUUGUGCUUUGUCAGUGAUUGGCCUCGAAACAAAAAUGUUAACACCAUCGAGUUCCAGUAAUAGAGACGUUUCAACAAUUUCAACAGAGACUUGGUCAUCAUGGUAUUUCACCGAUAACGGGAUUGGAACGUCGAUAGACAAUGACACAAGCACUGAAUAUUCAAACCCCGAAAAUUUUGAAAAGCAAAUUUGUGAUUUGCAAGCACUACGACAAAAAUUGCUUGAGGAAGAAAAGAAAAAAGAGACGUUUUUGAAGCAAGUUAAUGCUGAAGGCAAGUUCGAUCAAGCAAGAUUAGAAGCUGAGAAAAAUAUUUUGUUAGCAACACUUAAAACCAGUCUUCUAUUGGCCGAGUUCAAACAUAAAUAUGAAUCGCAAAGAGAGAGGGAUUAUUUUAACAUCGGUUCGGUUACCAUUUCCGACAUCAAGUUGCACUGCGACAAAACCCAAUAUUUGAAAAAAUUCAAACACUAUUUUCUAUGUGCGCUGACUACUGGCAGUAAAUUAUUUUUAAGUCAGAUCGUACAAGCAGACUCCAAGGAUGUUAUAAACUUCAACAUAAAUCAUACGUUUCUUAAUUUACCGGUCGAUUUCGAGAUCGGAGUCAGAAUUUAUAUUUUACGGCAUCGGAAGAAGACAAUUACAGAUAAGUUGUUGGGUUGGUUUAAACGUGGUGUUCCAGAAGAGAAUAGCUACCGACGUAACUCCUUGUUCAAAUUAUGGAAAGAGGCGUCGAUUAAAAUUUCGAAUGUUAACGAAACGAACGAGAUAAUCUUGGACUUGUUUGACUCAAAAUUGUGUAAAUUAGUGUAUGACGUAACGGCGAAAGUCGACACUUCGAGUUUCUUGUAUUCGGGAUGGCUGGAUGUGAGUCAGAAUGGAUUGUUUUGGAAUCAGAGGUGGUGUGUUUUGCAGGGAACUCUAUUGAAAUGUUUCAACUACCCUGUAGAUCAUAGUUUCAAUAAUCCGUUGACUACAAUUGAUUUAAAAUAUUGUGUAACCAUUAGAGAUCCUUUUAUGUAUGAGGCUUCCAGAAAUAGGGUUUUGGUUCUAGAAAUGAACGAUGAUUCUCAUCCUUUUGCUUAUUAUUUAUCAACAUAUUCAGUGCAUGAAUUUAAUCAAUGGAAGUGUCUUGAAAAAUUGGUGGCGACAUUGCAACUUUGGGCAAAAUACAAUUGUAAGAUUAUAUGAUUAAGUAAAUCAAAUAUUUGUGAGAUACACUGAUGUAAUAAUUAUAAUUAUAAAAUAAAAUAUUGGUUGAAGAAUAAUAAAAAACUCAA